Molecule: messenger RNA, 801 nt
Organism: Aspergillus chevalieri
Lineage: Eukaryota; Fungi; Ascomycota; Eurotiomycetes; Eurotiales; Aspergillaceae
Exons: 2
Coding region: 1-801 (266 amino acids)
Source: RefSeq, a predicted model, not a curated record
AUGCAAUCAACGUCAUCAAGCAUCUACAGCUCAGGGACCAGCACGCACUCCUCCUCCAACGUCUCCUCCACAACAACCUCAACCCACCACCAACGCCCCCAAGGGAGAACAAAACAAACCUUCCCAAUCGCCUACCCCCCGCCCCAAAAAGCGCCUACCUGCCUCCGCCGCUUCACCCCAAACCUUCUCCUCCAGAUCCAGCAACUCUCAACAACAUCGAAUAAGCGCCGGCACAUCCCAAUCCUGGAAGUCUGGCAGCCGUCGAUGUUCAACACACGGGUUGCGAAAAAGGUGCCGAAGUUGGGCGCUGGGGAUGUUUAUGUUACGCAGUGUGAGGGGUUUUUGCAUUUGCGGGCCAACUUGGAGGGGGGCGGGGAUGGUAAGGGGGAGGGGGAGGUAGAACGGAGGGUUGUGGGUGUUGUGGGGAGGGAUGCGCAGGAUGAGGGGAGGAGGAUAAUUUAUUUCGAGGAUGGGGUUGGGUGGGAGGGGAGCAAUUCGGGGGACGGAGUUUAUCGGGUGUCGUUUCGGGAUAAGGUGCUUGAGUGGGAGAAAGAUGGUGGGCAGGGGGAGAAGUUUGUGUUGAGGACUGCGGAUUCUCGACGGGUGAGGGUUGCGAAGAUGAGCAGGACGAGCAUUGAGGUGAACUCGUGGAGUCGGGGGGCCAGGGAGUAUCUUCGGGAUGGGCUUAUUUCGGAGUCUGGGUCGGGGACGAACGAGGAACUAGAUGCGAGGUUAUGUACCCUGAUUCUGACAUCGGGGGUUUGGGUCACCGGUCAGGAAGGCUGGAUCAAUACCUCGUGA